Messenger RNA from Balaenoptera acutorostrata (minke whale), 1592 nucleotides. RefSeq names its product Rho GTPase activating protein 8 (gene ARHGAP8). The record is from RefSeq and is a predicted model, not a curated record. Gene Ontology annotation, biological process: negative regulation of endocytic recycling; small GTPase-mediated signal transduction. Lineage: Eukaryota; Metazoa; Chordata; Mammalia; Artiodactyla; Balaenopteridae. Gene Ontology annotation, molecular function: GTPase activator activity. Gene Ontology annotation, cellular component: cytoplasm.
GUCCGGGGCGGGGCCAGGUGGGUCGCAGGCCGAGCCGAGCCCAGGGGAGGCACCGGCGGAGCUGCAGUCAGGGUCUCCGAUCCGGCCGGGUCCGCACACUGUGCCGACACAUCAGUUCCCUCAGCUCCAACUUGGGAGGCGGGAAGCAUCGCUCCGCUUCACAGAUGUGAAAACUGAGGCUGAGAAGUUGCUGCACUGAUUCAGACUCAGAGGCUCCGGCUGGGGGGCGUUGGAAGGACCCCAUGCCCGGAUCCUCAGGAGGUGGCAUCCCAACGGUGUCUCCGGGCCGCCCUGCCCCCCAGCAGAGCAUGUCCGGGCUGGAGGUGGAGGAGCUGGCCGAAGCAGAGCUGCAGAGAGAUGAGGAGGAGGCCGCCGCACUGGGUGCCGUGAGAAGGCCCUCGGUGGUGCCCAUGGCUGGCCCGGACCCUGUGCUGAGCAUGAAUCACCCCUUCUAUGACGUGGCCCGACACGGCAUCCUGCAGGUGGCAGGUGCCCGCCUGAGGGCAGGGGCACUCGACCGCGGCCAGCAGGACGCUGAGAGGAUGGAGGUCUCCACUCGGGACAUCCUGCUAUUGGCCGUCCUCCAGCUGGCAUCUGGGCGGGCCUUCCAGUAUUUGAAGCACACGCUGGACCAGUACGUGGAGAGCGAUUAUACCAUCGUCUACUUCCACUAUGGGCUGAACAGCCAGAACAAGCCGUCCCUGGGCUGGCUCCAGAGCGCCUACAAAGAGUUUGACAGGAGGUACAAAAAGAACUUGAAGGCCCUCUGUGUCGUGCAGCCCACCAACUUCAUCAAAGUCCUGUGGGACAUCCUCAAACCCCUCAUCAGUCACAAGUUCGGGAAAAAAGUCACCUAUUUCAACUAUCUGAGUGAGCUCCGUGAACACCUCAAAUACGACCGGCUGAUCAUCCCCCCGCCGGAGGUUCUGCAAUACGACGAGGAGCUUCAGAACCCGCAGGCGGGCAGGCUGCCCCCUCCCACAAAGACGCCCCCGCCGCGGCCCCCUCUGCCCACCCAGCAGUUUGGUGUCAGUCUGCAAUAUCUCAAAGACAAAAAUCAAGGUGAACACCCCCCUGUGCUGAGGUACACAGUGACAUACCUGAGAGAGGAAGGACUCCACGCCGAGGGCCUGUUCCGGAGAUCGGCCAGCGUCCAGACCGUCCGCGAGAUCCAGCGGCUCUACAACCAAGGGAAGCCUGUGAACUUUGACGACUAUGGCAACAUCUACCUCCCUGCUGUGAUCCUGAAGACCUUCCUGUGGGAGCUGCCCCAGCCGCUGCUGACCUUCGAGACCGUCGAGCAGAUUCUCGGGAUCACCAGUGUGGAGAGCAGCCUGCGAGUGACCCGCUGCCGCCAGAUUCUGCAGAGCCUUCCAGAACACAGCUACACCGUCCUCAGCUACCUCAUGGGCUUCCUGCACGAGGACCUCAUCCAAGGCCUGACCGGGCAGCAGCUCCGCCGAGAAACCCUCUCGGCCUCCGGGCAGGUCACCUAUGCCAUUCCUGCUGCUCCCGGGCCAGGUGCCCUCAGCCGAUGCCAGACCCUCUCUAGCGGGUUCCUCUGCUCUCACAUCAGCUCCUGCCUGGGCUGA